Messenger RNA from Plodia interpunctella (Indianmeal moth), 3215 nucleotides. Its product is annotated as fez family zinc finger protein erm-like. The record is from RefSeq and is a predicted model, not a curated record. Lineage: Eukaryota; Metazoa; Arthropoda; Insecta; Lepidoptera; Pyralidae. Gene Ontology annotation, molecular function: DNA-binding transcription factor activity, RNA polymerase II-specific; RNA polymerase II cis-regulatory region sequence-specific DNA binding. The transcript is spliced from 2 exons. Bases 173 to 1282 code for a protein of 369 amino acids. Gene Ontology annotation, biological process: regulation of transcription by RNA polymerase II.
UUCGCGCGCCUUUCCGACGUCACACCAAUUUUGAAUUUGGAACGGCCAUCUUAGCCGCGCUGGCUGGAGCCCGGUUGCUCUUUUAGUGACAGUGACAGUUGACCAUAGACUUUUUGUUUUUAAAGUGAUGGGUAUUAGCGUUGUGGCACAUUGAGGAUUGACCGCAGAUGCGAUGCAGCCGUUCCAGACGAGCGGCCGCUCGGACGGUCCGCGCGAGUCCUCGCCGGACCGCGCCAAGUCCCCCGACACCCCCGCACCCCCCGUCCUCAACUUCUCCAUCGCCCGGCUCAUGGAGCCCGACAGAAAGAAGUCCACAUCACCUGAAGCACCGCCGCCAUUUUUGUCUUACGGAGCGCAACUCCUCGACUCGGCGUUUAAGCAAUACAUUCCCGCAGCAAGGAGACAGCUGUCUCAUUACCCGCUUCUCUAUUAUGGUCCAGAUCUAAUAUCUUUAACUUACGCCCAUCAGUUACAUCUACCUAGACCCCCAGCCCCGACAUCGCCGGUCCGACCGCAGAGCCCUAGGGCUCCGGCGGCAGAUCAUGCUGUAUCGUCCACGACAGGUCCAACUCCAUCACCGGCGAAAAACAAGUCGUUCGCGUGCGGAGACUGCGGAAAAGUUUUCAACGCACAUUACAACCUGACCAGGCAUAUGCCCGUCCAUACUGGAGCCAGACCAUUCGUCUGCAAAAUCUGCGGGAAAGGUUUUCGACAAGCGUCAACUCUGUGCAGGCAUAAGAUCAUACACACGUCAGAGAAGCCACACAAGUGCUUGACGUGUGGAAAAGCCUUCAAUCGGUCGUCCACCUUGAACACCCACGCAAGGAUCCACGCUGGAUACAAACCCUUCGUAUGCGAAUUUUGCGGCAAAGGAUUCCACCAAAAAGGCAACUACAAGAACCACAGACUGACCCACAGCGGGGAGAAAGCGUACAAAUGUAACAUCUGCAAUAAGGCUUUUCAUCAGGUCUAUAACCUAACUUUUCACAUGCAUACUCAUAAUGAAAGGAAACCCUUUACUUGCAGCAUAUGCGCGAAAGGAUUUUGCAGAAAUUUCGACUUGAAGAAGCACACGAGGAAGUUGCAUUUAGGAGCUGGUGGAUCUAACAAUGGAGACUCGUCGUUGGACACUCAGGACGAGUCAACUCAAGAGGCUGCUCCGAGCCCAGCGGAAGAAGUCAGCAGAGCAGCUUUUCGUCCAUUUUUAGGGUCCACUUACCCCCGACUGCUGGACGCCUCGCGUAUGACGGCUCCCAACACUUUCUUUUCCAAGUUGUUGUGACCAGGGGCUCCGUAUUUUAAUAGUUUCGGGGACUCCAACGAGUGAAUUGAGAAGGAUUUGAUUGUACAGUUAGCUAAUCAUGUAGUAGCAUAUAUGAUUUUAAGAAGAAGCCGAAAACUUGUCGUCAGUCUGUAAUUGGCUUGGAAAGUUUGACGAACGUGUGGUCUGAGGGCCAAUUUCAAAUGAAGACAGUGUUAUACGACAAUUUGUUGUUUUCAUAAAUUUUGUUAUGCAAAAUCUUAGACUUUGGGGUAAAAACUUAUCUGUAUGUAUAGUUUUUGAGAUACAGGUGGUCCCUCAGACGACACUAUGACGACUGAGGGCAUUUCGUAAAACAUCGUAACUCGCUUAUUUGGCUUUCACUAAAUGUAAUUCCAACUGUUAUAAUUCUUUUGAAAUAUUCACUAAAUCCCAAACAUAAUUUCAUAGAAUUCCAAGAAGUGGGUCCUCAGACUACACGCUACUACAUUUUUAUUUCAUUCCAAACUUCAUUUAUUCAUUCCACGACGACCGAAAUUCCUGUUUCCGAUAUUCUCGACUAAUUAAUAAUUGACGUUAAAACGAUUUUCCUGGAUUAAAUAAUGUAUACUUUCGGAAAUAAGCGUUAUCAGGAAUAAUUGGAAAAGAAUGCAGUUUAUUGUGAUAACCUCACUAGUUCAUUAAACGAGUUAACUAGUCAAAUGUUGUGUGAUUGUGGAUGGUCCGAGCAUCAAUCAAUCAGUCGAAUCAUUUAUAGUGGUUGUAUUAAUUAGAUCUGGGUUUUGAUAGGCAUAAUUGUGUCUAUUCUCCAUCUAGUCUUAUGAGAACUACAAUUGAAAACUCAUUGAGUGAGGACAGGAUUUUGAUAUUAUAUUUGAUAACGUUUGCUGAAUCGAUAUCCCGAAAAGGAAUUUCACUGAAGCGUUGAGAGUGAUAGGAUUGGUCAGAAACGAAAUUCAGAAUAUUUAUAUAGUAGAAUUUGUAACAUAUUAAAAUGGUUGUAAAUAUUUUAAGUCAGUAUGAUGUAUAUAAAUGUGAUGUAUAUUAGAUAAUUAUUAAUGUAAAUAUGCUCAGAAAAUAUCCCAGUGUGACAACUAAACCUCGGCACGAAAUCGUAAAUGUGGUACUUUCCCCCAAUCGCGCUUAUACGUGAGUCAUGCCCCAUUGCUCCGUAGUCCUAUGCCACAUUGACGUCCGUUAAAGGACCAACGCAAAACAACGUGGACAUUGUUUGAAGUCACGACGUACGUCAACGCACGUCAGUGCGUCAAAACCUAUAGAAAACAAUAGAACACAAGAGAGCCACAACGUGCUGUGCGCUGUCGCAACGGAGCGCAACGGAGCAAUGGGGAAUGGCUCUUACCGUGCUGACAUGUUUCUAACUUUUAGUUUUGAUAACGGCAACGUUCGUUUAUGGUUCAAUUUCGAUCCCAGAAUCUGUUGAACCAUUUUCGCCAUUCAGAAACGGUAAAAAAUUGCGGAUCGAUCUUAGUUCAAUUGCUAUCCAGCUGAAAUUAUUUGUGCGAUCGAAGGGCUUGUGUAACUCUGCACAUCAGCUACUUCAGGCGACAGCUACUUCAGGCGAUUACUCCUCGCAGAAUAGCGCCAAGCUAUACUACUUUCUUUCUACUGAAAUUCUUUAUGUAGUGUGGCAUAUUUUUAUAAUUUUAUUAUUAUUAAUAUGUGAGGUGACGCAAGUAUGCGGGAAGUAAUCGCCUUAAUAUUGGCGCUAUUAGCGUGAUAUGAAGAUCCAUUCAAGGCAAUUUGAUAUGCAGUAGACGGUAGGUACAUUUCCGUUAAGACAUAUAAACCUUUCAAUUUAACUGACACGGUUUUCGAUCGAAUAAUUGACUUAUAUUUGGGAAUUUGUUAAUAAGAUUAUUAAUUAGAUACUUUAUUUACAUUACGUGUUAGCGGCCGUAGUAUUCAAACUGCAAUAUGAGAUGUAAUUAAA